AUGUUUCGCCUCGAAGAUACCGUCAAACUCUCUCAUCCCCUUCGAAGUCAAACGAGUAUGGAAGAUGAUAUGACAAUUGCAACCACCACACCUGGUUCGAGCUUUUCGUCGGCUGGUUCGACUCAGAGCGCCCCCUCAAGUAUCGAUGACGAGCCUGAUUACAUCCAGAAAACGGCCAAGGUUGCAAGAGAGAAUUCUGAAGUUCGCAAAGCGCCAUUGAAACAAUUGACGCCCGAAGAGACCAUCGAACUGACUCGACAAGCAGUCGAAAAUGGCAUUCAAGAGACGAAGCGAUCGUUAGCUGGAAGCGAGGCAGUCAGCGAUGUGGUGCGGCCGAAACUGACAAUCGAUCUUGGUCAUUCAUGUAUUUCACAAAUCCCCGAGGGUGUGGUCGAUAUAAUCAAGGAUGAAGUUGAAAGGCUUUCUCUGUCAAACAAUCAAUUACUCCAUAUACCAUAUCGUUUUGCAGAAUGCGCCCACCUUCGUUAUCUCAAUAUACGCGCAAACAACUUUCGCGAGUUUCCAAAAGGGAUAUACAAAUUACCAUUGCUCGAGAUCUUGGAUCUUAGUCGCAACAAGAUCAGCAGAAUCCCAGAUGAAGUGCGAAAGCUUACAUCACUACGUGUAUUUUCUAUCAUGCAGAACCGGUUAGAUGAUCUUCCAGCAGGACUUGCGGACAUGAACAAACUACAGAUCGUCAAGGUGUCAGGAAACUUUCUCAAAUAUCCUCUGCGGAGAGUCUUAGAGAACAAAGAGAGCGAAGUGGCCUCGUUGCCAAUGUCAACGAAUGAGAAGGAAGCGUUGGUUACAGCUGAGCUGAAACGGUUUCUUAAAUCUAGACGACAAAGCACAACGCCAGAGCCGGAAAGUGGUAGCGAAGCUAGUGAGCCCAUGCCUUCGAUUGACACACCGAAACCUGUGAAGCGUGGAGGCAACAGUCGCUUUCCCGUGAUACCCAGUACUAGUGAUGGUUCGUCAGAUCCUCGAUCGCCAAAUCUUUCUUCGAGACCCCCGCCUAUUCCUCUAAGAUCUCACCAGCGCUUGGCAUCGGGUCAGUCCCCUUUCCAGCCCGGCUUCUCAAGACCUGGGAUUGCACCUCUUCCUGGGGCCAAUGAGCGGAAUCGUAGCAACAGUGAAGGAAUUAUACCGCUCUCGGCGCGCAACAAGCGGAUGGGUCUUAUUUCUAGAAAGACAGAUCUCGCCACCUUAGAUGAGAUGCGACCAUACCGAAAUAGCCACUUGCGAGGUCUCAGUCAUGGCUCUCUUCUACGGACUAACUCAUCCAGCGGACGAAAUGGCAGCGCUUCUUCCAGUCCCGGGAGUCCUCGUGGCGAACGCAGGCGAGCACGUGAUGGGCCCUCUCGACGUAUGUCGAGCUUGCCCGAACACAAGGAAGAAACGGCACUCACUCCAAUCGUGCAAGGUGCUAAAGGGAUCUUGUUUUCUUUGUUCCAGAUUCAUUCUCAUAUGUCUACUCUGAUUAAUGUGAUCAAAGGAGACGAUGCGCGACGGCACAGCUUGGAGAUUGUGUUCUAUAAUGCUUCAACGCAUGUGGAGCAGCUAAAUGAAGCUCUGGAAACUGUUGUUGAAAUGGACCCGGAUAAUAGAGAUUUUGCAAGAGUCUCGAGCGACGUCAAGCGUGAAUGCGUGACUUGUUUGAUGGCAUAUACGCACGUGGGAUCUCAGCUCCGCCAGGGCACUCGAAGGAUAGUUGAGCAAGGCGACCCCCGGUAUGUUCGCUCACUCAUGCUUGUGAUAUAUGGCAGUCUUCUGGAGUUGCGCAAUGCGUGUAUAAGUCUUGGGGUAUCGUCGCUAGCCACCCGAAAAGGUCAUGAUACUUUACGCAACAAGUCCACCGAUCUUGGAGCGGAACAAGUACAAAUUCUGUCUGAUGGUUUGCCGGCAGUCGCAGUGACUCCGACAAGGGAGCCUACCCAGCCAACGCGCCGACUCAGAAGUGACACUACGAUUCAACAUCCCCAAAAUGGACUUGGAGCCUCAAUACCUAGUGCAGCGUUUCAUACUUCGACUGCCUCUCCCGGUGCAACCACCCCGAGCUCCACGACGAUGAUGUUUGGAAGUCGCAGUCGAUCCAACAGUCGGGCCACUACAGCUUUAAGUUCGACCGCUGCAUCGUCUCUAGCAACCCCUCGUUCUGGCGAAUCGUUCCCACCUAUUCCCACAAUGCAAGGAACAAGAAUCAACCCAGUGACAGGACUAGACGAGUUUGUUGAAGAGCAGAUAUUCGAAAAGAUAUUUAAACAACUCACAGCAGCGUACAAUGCGGCUCUUCAUGCUUUACCUUCUGCCAGUCAUCAGUUCUCCCGUUGCCUUGAAAUUGCAGAGACGACCAGAGAACCGGAAGAAAUUCGUAUAAUGUGGAACAAUCUCAUCCGUCGAUGCAAUGCCUGCUUUGAGAGUUCAGAAGCCCUAGGACAAAAGCUGCUGACAAUGAAAGUCAAGGAACCCGGUGGUGGAGCCAGAAACCAGAAGGACUUUUGGCAAUUGUGCAAGGUUUUCAUGCAGUCAUUUGUCGAUUUGGUAACGGAUAUGCGCGAAGUGAGAAACAUGCAACUUCUCCCACCAGACAUAGUCACGAUUCUUCGACCAGUCCAAAAGGCCAGCAGAGAAGCAGGACGGUUGAUCGAAACAUCUCCUUGGUCAUACUUUGCAGAUGUMCCUGCCGCUCCACAUAUUCCUUAUGUCUAUGGACCUCCGCUGCAGACCAGCCAACACCAUCCAUCUUCUUCCGCACCUGCGCCGUAUCUCAGUUCGAGUGGAAGACUACCCGGCGCAUCGCCGCAGUCGUCGGCCAUCCCUGCGACGCCCCUUAGUGCAGCGUUAGGACCUGCCGUUCAAGCGACCAUACCGUCAACCCCGGCGAGUGCUUAUAGCGACCGGUUCUUUGCUGGGGAUGUCUUUCAGCGAGCUGAUACGUUAUUGUCAAUGCAGAAUCAGGCUCCGUAUCUCUAUCGGAGGUGA
Messenger RNA from Talaromyces amestolkiae, 2982 nucleotides. RefSeq lists its product as uncharacterized. The coding region runs from base 1 to 2982 and encodes 993 amino acids. NCBI's taxonomy places the organism in Eukaryota, Fungi, Ascomycota, Eurotiomycetes, Eurotiales, Trichocomaceae. Gene Ontology annotation, molecular function: protein binding. The transcript is spliced from 3 exons. The record is from RefSeq and is a predicted model, not a curated record.